Electrophorus electricus (electric eel) is the source of this 435-nucleotide messenger RNA. The record is from RefSeq and is a predicted model, not a curated record. NCBI's taxonomy places the organism in Eukaryota, Metazoa, Chordata, Actinopteri, Gymnotiformes, Gymnotidae.
AUAGUGUGUUUCUAUUCCUGUGGUUAUCUUGUGCAUUUUAUCGCAACGCCGGAGCCAGCAAAAUCUGCGCUGAAGAAAGGUUCGAAAAAGGCUGUGACGAAAACGGCCGGGAAAAGCGGCAAAAAACGCAAGAAGUCGCGAAAGGAAAGUUAUGCUGUCUACGUAUACAAAGUACUGAAACAGGUCCAUCCAGAUACGGGCAUUUCUUCAAAGGCAAUGGGCAUUAUGAACUCUUUCGUUAAUGAUAUUUUCGAGCGCAUCGCCGGAGAGUCCUCCCGUUUGGCUCACUAUAACAAGCGCUCAACUAUUACGUCACGGGAGAUCCAGACUGCUGUUCGUUUAUUAUUGCCCGGAGAGCUUGCCAAGCACGCAGUUUCAGAAGGGACCAAGGCAGUGACAAAGUACCCGAGCUCAAAAUGAGAACACUGAGACUAA